CGGGCCAGCGGGGAGGGAGGGCGAGCGGGCCGAGAGGCACCUGGGCGCCCGGAGCCCGCCCGCCGCCGCAGCGUCGCCCGCCCGCCCGCCGCCCGGCCAUGUCCUGGGCCCUGCUCCUCGGGCUCCUGGCCGCGCUGCUGCUCCUGCUGCUGCUGAGCCGUCGACGCUCGCGGCGACCUGGUGAGCCUCCUCUGGACGUGGGCAGUAUCCCGUGGUUGGGCCAUGCCUUGGAAUUUGGAAAAGAUGCUGCCAGCUUCCUCACCAGGAUGAAGGAGAAGCAUGGUGAUAUAUUUACUGUGCUGGUGGGGGGCAGGUAUGUCACUGUCCUCCUGGACCCCCACUCCUAUGACACGGUGCUGUGGGAGCCUCGCACCAAGCUGGACUUCCACGCCUAUGCUGUCUUCCUCAUGGAGAGGAUUUUUGACUUGCAGCUCCCACAUUACAGCCCCAGUGAUGAAAAGGCCAAGAUGAAACCGACUCUCCUCCACAAGGACCUCCAGGCGCUCACGGAAGCCAUGUACACCAACCUCCGCACUGUCCUGCUGGGGGACGCCACAGAAGCGGGCGGUGGCUGGCAUGAGAUGGGUCUCCUCGAUUUCUCCUACAACUUCCUGCUCAGAGCCGGCUACCUGACUCUGUAUGGAGUCGAAGCUCUGCCACGCACCCGUGAGAGCCGGGCCCAGGACCGCACCCACUCAGCCGAUGUCUUCCACACCUUCCGCCAGCUCGACCUCCUGCUCCCCAAACUGGCACGUGGCUCCCUGUCAGUGGGGGAUAAGGACCGCGUGUGCAGAGUCAAAGGUCACCUGUGGAAGCUGCUGUCCCCAGCCAGACUUGCUGCUCGGGCCCACCGGAGCAAGUGGCUGGGGAGUUACCUGCUGUACCUGGAGGAGAUAGGGGUGCCCGAGGACAUGCAGGCCCGGGCCCUGGUGCUGCAGCUCUGGGCCACACAGGGCAACAUGGGUCCUGCUGCCUUCUGGCUUCUGCUCUUCCUCCUCAAGAAUCCUGAGGCCCUGGCUGCUGUCCGUGGAGAGCUUGAGCAGCUCCUCUCCAGAACAGAACAGACUGUUUCGCAAAUGACCACCCUCCCCCAGAAGCUUUUGGACAGCAUGCCUGUGCUUGACAGCGUGCUUAGUGAGAGCCUCAGGCUCACUGCUGCGCCCUUCAUUACCCGGGAGGUCAUGGUGGACCUGGCCAUGCCCAUGGCAGAUGGGCGGGAAUUCAGCCUGCGACGUGGAGACCGCCUCCUCCUCUUUCCCUUCCUGAGUCCCCAGAAAGACCCGGAAAUCUACACAGACCCAGAGGUGUUUAAGUAUAACCGAUUCCUGAACUCAGAUGGGUCAGAGAAGAAAGACUUUUACAAGGACGGGAAGCGACUGAAACACUACAGCAUGCCGUGGGGCGCUGGGCACAACCAGUGCCUGGGGAAGGCUUAUGCCAUCAGCAGCAUCAAACAAUUCGUGUUCCUUGUGCUGGUGCACUUUGACCUGGAGCUGAUCAACCCAGACGUGGAGAUCCCCGAGUUUGACCUCAGCAGGUACGGCUUUGGGCUGAUGCAGCCGGAACACGACGUGCCUGUCCGUUACCGCGUCCGGCCGUGAGCUCUGCCGUGCACUUGCCUCCACCCAGCCUGCCCCCCCCCCCC
Messenger RNA from Panthera uncia (snow leopard), 1645 nucleotides. RefSeq names its product prostaglandin I2 synthase (gene PTGIS). Gene Ontology annotation, molecular function: monooxygenase activity; prostaglandin-I synthase activity; heme binding. Lineage: Eukaryota; Metazoa; Chordata; Mammalia; Carnivora; Felidae. Bases 99 to 1601 code for a protein of 500 amino acids. The transcript has 10 exons. Gene Ontology annotation, biological process: prostaglandin biosynthetic process. The record is from RefSeq and is a predicted model, not a curated record.